Xiphias gladius (swordfish) is the source of this 4394-nucleotide messenger RNA. RefSeq names its product protein FAM214B (gene atosb). NCBI's taxonomy places the organism in Eukaryota, Metazoa, Chordata, Actinopteri, Istiophoriformes, Xiphiidae. The transcript has 11 exons. The coding region runs from base 1413 to 3347 and encodes 644 amino acids. The record is from RefSeq and is a predicted model, not a curated record.
AAGUACUUGGUUUGUUGUAGUUUUCUGUUAAGUAUUUGAGGAUCUGCCGUCAGCACAACAGUCAUCCUUAGCAGUGAAGAAUGGGAGGGGAAAAAAAGCACGUGUACUGGGCGUUUCUUGAGUUAAUCCAGAGCCCAAUCGCGGAGCGGGAUUUUUGAAUAAAUCUGCAUUUUUAAAAUCGGCCCAAUCCCCGAGUGCUGAUUGGUUAAGAGGAAUAGAAGCGGCCAAUCGCUUAAAUGACAGGCGCUCAGCUGGCCGUGAAGCCCCGCCUCCUAUAUAUUAACUGGAAAACCCCGGAAACGUUGUCGCUUAAAGGGACAGGAGGAAUUUCAGGCGAAGGUUGAAACAACGAAAACAGCUGCGAGCACAAAAAAGACAGGCACAGAAAGGAAGGGACGUAGACAGCCACCAAGCAAGCAAGCUAUGUGGCAAGACGAGACUGGAACUGUCCAUUUAUUCUACGCAUCGGACAUCCGGAGCAAAGGCGGCUAACACUUUUUAGCUUCGAAGUCGAUUUUCGCCCACAUAACGUUAGCUACCUGGAAUCCGAUAACGCAGCAGUCAGCACGGAAGAGAGAUAACAAAAAGGCCAAACUCCCAGACGACAGGAACGCGUCAGUGCAGACUGUUUGCCCCCCUGAGUCCACUUUUUUUUUGUUAGGAGGAAGGAAGCAAAGAGAGACAACAAACCGGAGUGUCGAGAGAAAGCAACAGGGCAGUCUGACCCAGUGGAAGGGGAGAGACAGAAAAAGGCAGCAGAGUCACCUAUCCAGCAACCAGACGAAAUAGAGGAAGGAAGGGGAGACAAAGAAUGAGGCGGUGAGAUAAACUCCAUCUUUCUAAGAGGGGAAUCUGGGUGGAAUGACCCUGUCAUGAUGCCUCAGCCAUGCCACACCCCACGCUCAGGUGACCAAGGAGGGCGUGUCUGGCUGUCAGCCAAUCACAGAGGGAGCCCCAGUAGAGUUGCGUCCGAUUCUAGUGCAGAAACAAUUCCUCUCAACAGCCUCCUGCAUUACUGACACUCCGCCCCUCUGGUCAUAGCCCCUGUGCCCACCUCCUUCACUCCUACUUCUCUGGAGUCGCUACUGUUUCCUGAUUACCUGUCUUGGGAUGUUGGUGUUGUUUUGUGGCAGCUGCCAUGGAGAUAGACAGGGUGCUUUACUAGGCCAUUUUAGACAUGACCUCCAGAUGUUGUGCCAGAUGCAGCUUGUCCACACGGGCAUCCAAGGACGGGCACAGAGGUGCUGUGCGGCUCAGCUUCCUGUUUCACACUGUUUGACAAUAUCACAACAGGAACUAUAGGACUUCCUAUUCCUCUGGAACAUCUUGCUCUGCCUCCUGGCACUUGUGAGGACCUACUUGACCUUUUGCACAAAAGUUAGUCAAGUUUCUUAUCCUCCAGCAUAGAAACCAUGCGGCACAUUCACGUGGAACUAGCCCACAAAAAGGCUCCAUUAGAGCUUCCAGCCCAGGAGGGGGACCUGCCUCCACCUGCAGCCCCAGCACAGGGCUUAGAACCUGGGGUAAGACCGGGAGCACCUAGACACAUUGGCCAGGAGGAGUUGCGGCUCCAAAAGGUCUACCAGCUCUCCAUUUUCUCCCAGUUGGGGGGAUUUUCUACCUCCACAGAAUCCAACACUGAUGCCCAACAGAGGCCUGUCCGGUUGGGUGUGAAAAGGGGGCUAGAGGAGCCCCAGGUGACUCAUAAGCGCCCUUACCUGGGAGACUCGUCAGACAGGGAGGCACUGGAGGGAGGGGUGCUGUGUGGGCCAGCCCCAGCUCAAGGUGUUGGGAAGGGGUUAGCGAUGGGCCCCGGUGGGCCUGGUUCUGUAUACUCUUGCACACAGAUGGAGCACAGAGACUCUGAGGGGGGUCUGUCACCCAGGUCUCCACCCCUCUCCCCAAGCCACAACCCCUCCCGACGGCCAACUCAGCACAAUCAUGAUAAGCCCAUUCCUGAUGUAUUUGCUCCACUCUCACCUAAAUCACCCCCAAUGUGUGACCCACAUGGGCAUCUCUGUGACCAGGGCCAUUCCCUCGGAAGCUUAGCCAGGACUGAGCCUCCUAAUGGAGGCCGCACACCCACCUACUCACUAGGUAGCCCUGGAAACGAGAGCUGUACUAAUGGCUCGUCUGGAGGCCAGCCCAGCCCCCAUUUAUAUGAAAUGUCCACAUAUGAGACUCCCAACCCUGCUAGUCCCACCAGCCCUCCGGGCCCUUUCUCCCCCCCACAUCACACAGAGCUGCAGGAACCAGGGGAGGCCACCGAAUGGGACGUUGGACUUGAAUCCUCCCCACCUGAGCGAAGUGCCACCCAGGCUGCCUCUUCCUCCUCUAACGGACUUGCUUCCUGGGAGAAAACGCCCAGCAGUAAUGGCCACCGACUAUCCUCUGGAGGCCACUGGCCGGCCAAAAAGAGGCUGCUGUCCCCAAGCGACACAGGGGAGUCCUGUUCGGAAGAUGAGGGACCUUCCACAUCCAAGAGAAGCAGGCUGUCAUUGCUGGCUCCAGGACUUGGCCCUGCCUCAUGUCGCAGCACUGAUGCUAAAGCUGCCCCUUAUUGGAACCACCUGCUGCCCUCUGCAUGGGACCGGACUAAGACCUCCACAGACUGCACUAGAUCAGGGCGACGACUAAAGAGUGGGCUGCGGUUGAAAAGUCGGCAGCUGCGCAGCGGCAGGCACACAGACACCGGUCGCUCCGCGCGUUCCAGCUGGCCCUCAUCUUCCAUCAGCAGAUCACUACUUGGCAACUUUGAGGAGUCCAUACUGAAGGGACGAUUCUCCCCGUCUGGCCGGAUCGAAGGCUUCACGGCGGAGAUUGGCGCCAGCGGCUCCUAUUGCCCACAGCACGUCACCCUGCCUGUGCAGGUUACGUACUACGACAUCUCGGAGCACAGCGCACCCUCACCCUUCCUGGGGGUGAUUUCUCUUGAGCCUCUUGGAAAGAAAGGAUACAGCAUACCCAAAGCAGGGACCAUUCAAGUGACCUUAUUUAAUCCCAACAAAACUGUGGUGAAGAUGUUCCUGGUGACCUACAACUUUGGCGACAUGCCUGUCAAUCACAUGACCUUCCUGCGCCACCGUAUCUUCCUGGUGCCUGUGGAGGAGGGGGUUGAAGGGAAAGGCGAGGAGUCUCCAGGGGGCGGAGCGCUAGACAGGAAGAAGAUUCUCUGCUACCUGAUACAUCUCAGAUUCCAGAGCUCCAAAUCUGGGAAGAUCUACUUGCACAAUGAUAUCCGGCUGCUAUUCUCCCGCAAAUCCAUCGAAGUGGACACGGGGAUCCCUUAUGAGCUGAAAUCUUUCACCGAGGUGCCAAGAAACCCUAAAUACUCCCCCCGCGUGUGACCCCAGCUUGACCCUUCGACCCUCCCCAAUGUCAACGCAGCCCCUCCUGUGCUUCCUGGAAGGGAGGGAAGGAAACAAACAGACUGCUAGAAUGACGGACACAAAACUUGAUAAGACUGGAUGAGACAUGCCACAUGCUCACAAGACACACGUGCACAUAUGAUACAAUGUCGGUCAUUGGAAAAGUCCCCCUUUUAAUGCAUUUAUUCUCCACUGAAAAUUCAGAUACAGAUACAAAAUGUCCCUCAACCAAACAUGGCAUUCCUUGUACCUUCCGUUCCCUAAAAAUAUUGGAAAUAUUUUUGUAGGAGCUGUCUAGCAUGCAGGCAAUCAAAAGCAGGACUUUUUCAACACCUUCAUCUGAACAAAGAAAGAAAUGCACCAACACUGACUCACACACCAAAACAGACCGACAAGACUCAUGCGCAGCACAUACUACACACGGCACGGCUGAAAAACUUCUGGCGGCGACUGAGUUCAGUGUUAACAUGCAUGCCUUGUGACUUAAACACACGAAUUUUCCUCUAGUGCCGUAUCACACUGUCCUUCACUCUGCCUGCAGCUCCAACCGGCUCGUUGAACCAUUAAUUUCCACGGGUUUGGAUUUGACAAAAGCCACAAUCAAUAAGCACAUCCCCGAUUGCAGGGUGAAUAAGAUGAUAGCCCCCCCACCCUUCACACACUCGCACACUUUCUGACCAAACACUAGUGAAAGCGAGGGCUGAUCUAGAAUCAGCCAUCUUGAAUGGAUGUCUUGUCAUUUAACACACAAUAAAAACCACACCAACACGAUUUGACCAAACUCAGGACAUCUGUGGAAGAAUAAAUUUCUCUUCUUACCAUUUCACUUACCACGGUACAGACCACUGUGUAGACUUCAAGCCAGGAGGGUCAUAAAACGUCAUGAAAAUUAGAGGAAUGCGUUUCAUUUUAUGUAGCCAGACUGAGGGACACUGUGCUGUUUUCUUUUUUUUUUUUUUUUUCAUUUCUUUUUUUUAUUCUGUUCAGAACAGUCUGAUGUUGGAGCAGAAAAUGACAAAAAAAAAA